Molecule: messenger RNA, 7233 nt
Organism: Porites evermanni
Lineage: Eukaryota; Metazoa; Cnidaria; Anthozoa; Scleractinia; Poritidae
Source: the annotation of a GenBank genome assembly
AUGAAUUCUGUAUCCCUCCGUCUAGUGGCUCUCGCUGCUUUACUCUUUGCAUCCUUUACCCUAGGAAAAAAUGAUGUCAACCCUAAGCUAGUCAUAAGUGAGGUUUCUCGAAAGAUAGAUCUUUCGACCCAGCUCACUAAAAUCAGCACUUCUCUAACGAUCGAAAAUGGAGGCGAUUCAUCAACAGGGUUUUUCCAUCUCGCCAUUGAGCCGUCACUUGUGGAUAAACUUGCAUUCGUUGGAGCCUCGGUGAGUUCUUUUCUUUAAGGCGCUUUUGGCUUAUAGAUCAAAAAUUGCGUGUUGUAACUCUUGGAAUCUUUUGUCUGCAAAUUUGAUUCUUUGCCACGUACGAAUCGAAGCAAUAAUGUCGUUUUUAUUCCGCGUUGAUCUUUUAGGCUAGGAACCCUGAGGACGAAGAAUCAAGUUUAGUUUUGUCCGAAGUAGAUAUCAGUUCACACAGGUAAACAUAGGCAUGUUUAUGAACGUUUCAGUUAAACAAUAAGCAAAAUUAGCUUAAAUUGUUGUAUGACUUAAGCAGGGUAACGUGCGUGACUGGUAUGAUCUUUGAAUGCACAUUUUAUAACUCUGUUAAUUGGGUUAUCAAAGUUUGAGGAUAAAUUUGAAAUCAUCGGUCAAAUUCAGCAUGGUCCAGCAGACUUCCGUCAUCUCUCUACAUGCGAGUUGAAUUUCAUGGGUGGUUGUUACUAACAUUUCUUUUAUCUGAACACCCUUCUCUACCAGACAUCUAAACAAGGUUAAUACAACCCCUUUUUUUGAAAUGUAGAACUUCACGCAUGAUGAAUUUAAUGCAAACAAGGAACAUUCUAUUGCUCUCACUUAUUUGCAUUAGAUUCAAAGCACAUGAAAUGUGAAGUGGGCCUAAGUCCAGCAUUGAAAGAAUUGAUCGUGCUUGAUGUGUAUUUUUGUUUUAAUUACAUUUUUUAACGCCUCAAGCCAAAGUUCAUUUACAUGUAUUAUAGUUGGAACCUAUCAUAAGCAACUGCCUUCCAUUGACCUGUUAAACCCCAAUUCUCUAGACUGAUCCUAAAGAAUAUUUGGGGAGAAUUUGGUAAAAGAUCAAAGCAUUUUUCCUGUGGUGAUCAUUUAAUUAAUUCUUGUAACCCUUUCUUUUGAUGAUGUAUCAAUAUUGUUAGGAGAAAAUUGAUAUUUGUUGCUCUUGGGACUGAAAGGGCUCACCCAUGAUGGCAUUUUGAGUGGUUAGUUAUAAAUGCCUUGUUCAUUUAUUCAUGUUCCCUAUUUUGUCACUGUAUUGUUUCAGUGAGACAAAGUUUUUCAAAGUUGAACUAGGAUUUCGUCUCAAGCCAGGAGCCUCUGUUGAUGUCACAACUGAAGAGGUGUUUGUGCAUGCCAUGACUCCCUUUCCAACCAAGAUCAGUCAAUCUGAGAAACAGUAUGUUGUCUUCUCUGGAAAUCACUACUAUUACUCUCCUUACACUGUCAAAAAGCAAACCACGACUGUCUCCUUGGCAACAUCCUCUGUUGAGUCACACACUAAGCUUAAACCAUCUAGUCUGUCCGACAACGCGGUGACGUAUGGACCUUACAGUGAUGUUGAGGCAUAUUCAGCAGAUCCCAUGAGAGUGCACUUUGAAAAUAGCACCCCCUUUCUCUCGGUAAGUUGUUAUGCAUGUAGCUUUCAUUAUUUCUCUUGAAGAAAAUCAAAACUCCCUGGGAUGAAAUACAUGUAUUACUCCUGAUGUCCUUGAACUCCAUCAAACUUAUACUUGUUUUUGUUUUCCUUGGCACAAUUUUAAUGUACAGUUUACUACUGUUGUUAAUUAAUAUUAGUACAUGUAUAUUGUACUAUCUGUGUGACACCUUGAGAACUUCUUUUGCACACCUUUUAAAUACUCCAGGACCUCUCUGAAAAUCACUCUGGUGAGAGAGUCUCGUGGUUAAAAAUUGUUAUUAUUAUUAUUAUUAUUAUUAUUAUUAUUAUUAUUAUUAUUAUUACCUUUUUACCUUAUUAAAAAAAAGUAUGCAAAGGCAGUUCUAAUGGCUGAGGCUUUGCUCAAAAAAAAUUAAUGUAAUAAAUAAUAUUGUUAUCACAGCAUCUCUUUGUGAGCUUGCAAGCUUUUCAGAAUGUUGAUGGUAUUUUUUUAUAUUCCUCUACUUACUGUACAAAUAAAGGUUGUUGGUAUGACAAGGACCAUUGAAGUUUCUCACUGGGGAAACAUUGCAGUUGAAGAAACCUACCACAUGAAGCAUGUUGGAGCAGAGCUCAAGGUAUUUUUCUUUUACCCCUUGGUACCUAGUUUGUGUAAGGUGUGUGCUUUGUCCCAACCAUUUGUCAUAAAUAUCUGUUGAUUGUUAUCAUUGUUGUUAUCAUAUAAUUAGGUAUAAAUUUGAGUAUGAAUUACAGACCAGUCACACAUGAUACCCCAUAGCUACAACCAAUUGCAAAAAUGUUGAGACACUCCCAUGAAAAAACGACCUUUCUUGGUUCAAAUCGCUCCUGGUCACAGAUCUGUGAGAUAUAAUACUUACCUCCCUCCUCCCUCCCAUUCAAAGUUGUUCCUCCAAGUUUUGAGUAUGGUUUUGUAUUGCUAGCCACUUUGAUAAGGGGUGGAGGGGGAUCACAAGCACAAGAUCAUGGACAGGCCAUUUAUCCCAAAAUACGGUACAGUUUCUCAAGUACGAACACAUGAAAGUGUCAAAUCUCUGUCUACUUUGUCCAUUUCCCCACCUCCUUGAAACGUGAAUUGCAGCCCACCUCCACCCCUAACCUUAACCCAGCUCUAACUCCCCCUCCCUUGCUGUUGUUUAAAUGCGCCAGCACCCCUGGCUUUCUUUGGUUAUCUUCAUUAACUUUUCCUGGCACCAUUCUUCGUUUUUUAGGGUUCAUUCUCCAGAUAUGAUUAUCAACGAACUGCAGCUCCAGCAUCCAUCAAAUCCUUCAAAUCAGUUCUCCCUGCGGCUGCUAGUGAUGUGUACUACCGUGAUCAAAUUGGCAACAUCUCCACUAGUAACCUGUGGUCCCAGGAAGAUUCCGUGGAGCUUGAACUGCGACCAAGGUUUCCCUUGUUUGGUGGCUGGCAGACCAGGUUCUACAUGGGCUACAAUGUGCCCAGUUAUGAGUACUUGUACAAUCUAGGUGAGCGGAUAACAGAGGUGUACUUCUAGAUUGUGAGCAUUUCAAUCCUCAAGUAAUGAGAUUGAUGGAAACCGUAACAUGUGAAAUGUUUCUGAAAUCAGAUUUGAGAAGCAGUUAACUAACUGAACACUGUUGGAAAGUCACAAAGCAGUGUUGUUUUAAUUUGUAGUAUUCAUUUUCACUUAAUCAGAUGUUACAGACACAAGCUUAACCUUUUUGGUAGUCACCUUUUGGUGACCUAAAAGUGUAAAAUGGUCUCCAGACAUUAAGGAAUAAGUAAAUAAAUAAAAAGGCCACUUUGUGCAACAUUUCAUAAAAGGGUUAAAAAUCAAAAUGGCUGUCAAACUAUCAAAACUGAAUUUUUGGGUGAAUAAGGUGAUCUAUAAAGACAUUCAUUGGAAAGUAAAUAUAUUGCAUGCAAAUGUUUAUCUCAUCUUAAUUUUAGAAAGACCAUUAACUUACACUAACUAUGAAAAACACCAUGGCUUGGUUGCAUUACUUAAAAAAUUGGGUUUCCCAAAAUUGGCAACCUUUGCUGGAGUAUUAGUCGAUAAGUUUUUCCUACUUACCAUGGCAGCAAAAAUGUACAGUACACAUAUUUUUUGUUCUACAAUGUUACCAAGAUAAUAAGAUGCUAAUGAAUAUUUAUAUUAAUUGUUAUCCUAUUGUAGGGAACAGAUACAUUUUGAAAAUGAGAGUUGUCGACCACAUCUUUGAUGAGUUUGUUGUGGAUCACCUUAUCUUACGAAUUAUUCUCCCUGAAGGAUGCACGUAAGGGCUUUUAUUUCAUCAUUAUACUAAUAUGUAAUCUUCAUAAAACCUGACCAAUACUGUGAGGGUUGCUGCUUAAUUAAUGGAGGUUCAACUGUAUUUUAUUUUCCUCCAGUGAUAUUCAACUGAAGACUCCUUUCAAGAUGGAGGAGGGAAAGCGUGAGCUACAUUUUACAUAUCUUGAUACAGUUGGCCGUCCAGUGAUUGUUGCACACAAGUCUAGCUUAGUGGAGCAACACAUUCAGGACUUUGAGGUACAUUCAUUAAAAUAAUGUUCUUUGCUAUGUGUGUUCAUUUUUUUGCAAAACAAAAAGUUGGCAUUAUUCUCAUGAUUCUCAUUAUUCCUGUUAUUCUCAUGAUAAACCUUGUUAAUAUAAUAUAUUAUUGCUCUCAUUAUUAUGACAGUAGAGAACUCAAAAUAGCCUUGCAGUACUCUCUCCAUUAUAGCACACUUAAACUCAGUCUUACCAGAAAGUCUUGCUUUAAUUAUUAGAGCGGUUUUCACUUGACUGUCGUAAAACCAAAACCAAAGUAAAUACACUAGCCAACCAAAGGGCGUAGUAAAACCAAAACCAAAACCAAUUCCUCAAUUACUUUCGACAGUCAAGUGAAAACCGCUCUACUGCUCUUUUCAAAAACACACAAACACUGAAUUUCAAAAGCUAAUUGUUGUUUGCAUCCUUGGCUGCCACCAUUUAUCUCAGCAGACCUUAGGAAACAGGAGUUUACUUUAACUAGUUCAAAACGUCAUGUUUGGUGAUUUGUGAUAGAUGGAUUUCGAUCCGUUUCGUGUGUGUCUGUGUUUUAAUUUUCAUUGCUUGUGAUUGUAAUUAUGAUUGACAGCAGUGCUUAGUAAUGUGCUACAGUAACUUUGUUCUGUGUGUUUUUGGCUCCAGUUUUAAUUCACAUGCCAUUGACUACAUGAAUGCAGUUGCAGGACUAUAUUAAUACUAUAAUUGUCUGCAGUUUUACAUUGUUUACUUGACCCUCCCAAAAUACCUGAUGAAUGUGAGAGAAAAUUACUUAAUGCAGAAAGUGUCAGUCACAGUGUGUCCUUAAUUUGUUUGAAUGGUUUUUUCCUUUUAAACCAUUUCUACAGCUUCACUACUCCUUCAACAAAGUGUUAUUGUUACAAGAGCCACUUCUUAUUGUUGGUGCAUUUUACUUGCUCUUCAUGGCUGUUAUCAUCUACAUGAGGCUAGACUUUGCAAUCAGUAAGGUAAUAAUCAGAUGGUGAUUGGAUGUUGUGUUGCACAGCUGUAUUUCUUAUAUAACUGUUCUGUAAAAUCGUUUCCUAUAAAUGAUACUGGAAAUCGCUGUAGAAUCAAAGAAAACUUAAGUCAUCUGGCCGUGUUGAUGACCUCCUUUUCAAAAUGUUUGUAAGUUUGAAUCCUUUUUUUGUGGUUCUUAUGGAGAAAAAAACAUUUUCACUUGAUAGAUUUUGUUUUACAUGUACCUUAUUUUAAUAGUGAGUGGUGUUGGACGUUGGAAAUGGCCUACAGUUUCUCACAUUGUGUACUUAAAAAGCUUUCUAGGCACGGUGAUUUUGUUACCUCUGCGUCCUGCUUCCCUGACACAUAGAAAUCCCCAAAGACGCAAAAUAAUGUUGGUAAUAACAAUAGGCUAAUUCCCAAUAUUUGGUCCUCCCAUUCUAGGAUGAAGCUAAUGAGUCCCGUAUGCGAGCUGCUUGUCUGAUUGAGGAGGUGCAACGUCUUUUGGAUCGCCAGAGUGGUCUCUACUCUGUGUACGCUGAUGCCAUUCAAAAGUAUAAGCAAAGCAAGGAUGCUACUGCUUUUGCUAAUGCACGUAAGAAGCUUGAUGGGGACUACCGUGCCAUCAGCAAUCAGAUCUCGCAGGUGCAGGCUUCCUUAAGCAAGGAACAGCCUGAGGCUGCAGAAAAGGUUAGAGCAAAAUUGUUGGUUGCCAGUGACACAAAAACCUUUGGUACAUGAAAAGGCAUCAACUCAAGACAUGUUUUUUUUUUCAAAUUUUCCACCCAUGCCUUGAUCUCAUUUCACCAUGUGACCUUACUUGAGUGAAAUGUCAACUUCAUCUAAUGCCUGCAUGAUAAGCAUUUUUUUUCCAGACUUUACUCCUGUACUCUUCCCUGUCCCUACUUGGUACCUAGAAAAAUAAUUUAAACCUCCAACUCAGUUUUGUGCCAGUUGUUUUCUAGCUGCUAGAACAGUGCAGCAGUGUUCAUCUGACAGUGUUUAAGUUCAUAAAUUAUGUAAUAAAUAUUAAGACACCUUCCUAAGGUAGACAAAGCCAGUUAAACAAUCUGUCAGAUGUCUUGUGUUUGUCUAUGAGUAAACUCUGUGUGGAGAUAUGCACCUUUUUGAUAAACAAAAACAUUAAGAGCCUUUUCUGAAGGUUAUUGCAUACAGAAAUCAAGCCAUCCAGGGAAUGAGACUGCCUCUUAUCUGAUAGUCUGUAAACAAUCCUUCUGGUUCGAGUGAAGUAAAGUGAAGCUGGUCACCAGGAAAACUGAGAGAGGAGGAAGAGGGAAGUCUCUCCCCACCCUUCUCUGUUUUUGUCUCCUCCCAGAUUCCAUUUUUCCUACCAAAGGCCCUGUUUAUACGGAGAAAACCUUUCCCCGUUAGAAGGGAAACCCUUCCAGCCGAGCCAAUUUUAGUAAGAGUAUAUUUGGGAAAAAAGUUUCUAACCCAAGCCAAGACAUGGCACUCCCGCAUACUCUAAUUGUCUCUCCUUGACCAAGUUGACCCAGCUUGGGUAGCCAAAGUGUUUUAUAAAUGGAGGAAAGUUGGCCCAGCCGGGAGGGUUUCCCCUCUAGCGAAGACAACUUUUUGUUUCUCGUGUAAACUGUAGGCUACAUUUUUAAGGAAAUGUAUGAAAAGUUGGCUCGCUCAGGGUAGCUUGGUUAGGUAGGUGACCCUUUAAUCCGCGGCAAUUUUCUCCAUAUAAAAAGCAGAGGCCUUAUUCUUCUCAGCUUUUGCUUUUUACUUAUCUAGAGACCCUGGCCAUGGGCCACCUCCUCUUUUUCAUGGCUGCAAGGCGAGGCUGUGUUUGCAGGCUAAUCUUUAACUAUGGUUACUUUUUUUUUUGACAGCUUACUGAGCUGCAGCGCAAGGAAUACGAGAAGAAGCAGCUGUUGGACUCGGCCAUUGUGAUGGCUGAAAAGGUGGUGAAUGGCCGUUUGAGCAAACAAGGCUAUCUGGAAGGAGAAGGCAACAAUAAGACCAAGAGGCAGAAAUUAAGUGCUGAGAUUGAAAGCUUGGCUGCAUGCCUUUGAUGAACCCCUCAGAUACCUAGGUGAUAAUUUUCAUUGACGCACCCUAAUGUGGUUGAAACCCUCUACUGUAGUGGCUCGAGAGAGUCUGGUUUGU